ACGGGAUAAUGAUUCUGAUGAUCCUCGGACCCAGUACUCGGCUUCCGGACCGUGCCACGCGUGAUGACAGCGCGGUUGCCGAGGAUACCGCGAGCCGCCCGUAGUUCUCACGUAUCCGCUCGCCGUGACGAUGGACACGACGUUGCCCUUAGUCGUGAGCCGGUAUCCACCUUGUCGCGGCAUCGCGGACCCGCGAACGACUCGAAAUUGCCGGCGGCGAGAAGGUUAACCUUGCUCAGUCACCUACCCCCCUCGAGCCAUAACCUGUAUCGGCGCGAACGUCGCGCGGUCAUGCCCCGAAACUUUCGCCUCCUGGAGGAACUGGAACAGGGCCAGAAAGGUGUGGGUGAUGGCACAAUCAGUUGGGGUUUAGAGAAUGAUGAUGAUAUGACCCUGACGCAUUGGACCGGCAUGAUAAUUGGACCACCUAGGACACCGUAUGAAAAUAGGAUGUAUAGUUUGAAAAUUGAUUGCGGUCAGAGAUACCCUGACGACGCACCAAAUGUAAGAUUUUUAAGCAGAAUCAAUAUGAAUUGCAUUAACAGUGCCACUGGAGCUGUGGAUAAUCGCAGUGUCCCAGUCCUUGCAAAAUGGCAACGAGAUUACACGAUUAAAACAGUUCUCCAGGAACUCCGUCGUUUGAUGACGUUGAAGGAAAAUAUGAAACUUUCUCAGCCUCCGGAGGGCAGCACUUUUUAGCCUAACCGUAUGAACAGAGAUAUCUUCCUUUUUGCAAUAGCAUGAGGCGAGAUUUAAAUAAAGGUACCAAAUAAUAUUAAAAGGGUGCCCGCUGAAAAUAUAUGUUUAAAAAGAAACAAAAAAAAAACGAAAAAACAGCUUUGUGAAAGGUGGUAAUAGCUUGGAAAGUUGAAUGAGUGUACUGAGUUUAUGUAUAGAUUUAGAUAGAAAAAAUUGACAAACAUACGCAUUUGUCAAGCACAGCUGGUUUUUCGUCGAAAUUUUUCACUAAAAAUAGUAGUCCUCCGGAACCCUCGAUUAUAUUUCAUUGUAUGUGUACUAUCAUGUUCGCGCACGAGAUAGUGACUCAUCUGCAGAUGCGAAUUGGUUUAAGGAAACUCUGCUCCAGCUUUUCAAGCUAGUACAAUGUAAAGCGGAAAAAAACCAUAUUUUGAAUCUUAAAACUGGAGACACAGACCAUGUAAUAAAAAAACGAAUAAUCAGUAAGAGUAAUUUAUGCCUUUGAAGUUUUUUAUUGAGAGAAGAAGAGUAACGCCUGAUGUUGCGAACCGUUUUAAGAUUUCUCUUCUGUUUGCGCGCAAGUGCCAUUUCAUCUCUCACCGAGGUGUGUCUCUCACUCAAUGCUGCGGUAGAAAAUUUCGUAAAAUCUAGACCACAUAAAUCUGUACGUCCGUUGUACUUUUUCGUGCGCUGCGUAUCGUUUCAACUAGCGAUCUACAAUGGAAUAACGUACAUGUUUGAGAAAUUUUAAUCCUUGAAAAAACGGCCUCUCUCUCUUUCGCGCUAAACGAAUUGCAUUUCGUAAUCGAUGAGGAGACGUCGCUUUGUAAUGCAUGCAUAAAUGACAAUUUGAUUUGUAAUAUCUCGUGUAUAGUGAACGAUAUACAAUGCUGCAUGGUAAAGUACAUCAAUGUAUGAAGUAUCGCGUAAAACGUAAAUGAUGAACUCUUUUAGUCGAUAUCACAUUUGGACACAUUAAAAAUAUACUAUUAUCCAUAUGUAUUUGAUUUAUAAUCUUGUUAUUUUAAGACAUUUCAAGAUUAUAGAGUAUGCAGAUAUAGUGCUUACCAUUUGAUAGAGCUUCAUAAUUGAUGUAUCAUGUAAAUCAUUUUUGUUACGGUUAUCAAAAUUGUAUCUAAUUCCUGAUAUAUUGUGUAAAGUGCAGGAGCUACAUAUUAAUUGUUACAAAAUCGAAUUCUUCUCAAUCUUCAGUGCAAUUACGACUCAUCAAUUGCAUGAACUGUAUUAUUGCUGAAAGGUCGAAUUAUGUAUAUGCAGCCUAUUAGUGGUCGACGAUGAUAAAUGAUAUGUUCCAACGAGAGAAUAAUUAUGUUAUUACAAUGUCAUCUCGAGAUUUAUAUUAUCCAAAUCGAGAGGAUGUCUUUAUACCUAAUGUUCCACCAAAGUAGAUUUUGAAAUAUCUCCACGUUUGAUUGUGUAAUGUAAAAAAUUUUCCGAUUACCGAAGGAAAAGUAUACAUACCUCUUUGUCCGCUUUGCAUUUCAGUAUUACACUAUCAGUAAUAUAAUAGUGUAAUUUAAAUCAUCCUAUUAAAAGAAUAACAAGUUAUAGCUCCAUGUGGACGAAAACAAGCUUAAGGAGAAUAAAGUGAUUUCCUUAGACGUGAGCGUUUCCUCUGUUUCUUACCUACAUGUGUAAGCGGCCUUCCUUUUUAACUCGAAUAAACCGAUGCUUUAUUGAAACAAAA
Molecule: messenger RNA, 2407 nt
Organism: Solenopsis invicta (red fire ant)
Lineage: Eukaryota; Metazoa; Arthropoda; Insecta; Hymenoptera; Formicidae
Gene: Uev1A
Product: ubiquitin-conjugating enzyme E2 variant 2
Exons: 4
Coding region: 64-699 (211 amino acids)
Biological process (GO): DNA damage tolerance; protein K63-linked ubiquitination
Cellular component (GO): nucleus
Source: RefSeq, a predicted model, not a curated record